Messenger RNA from Lampris incognitus (smalleye Pacific opah), 3814 nucleotides. It is a transcript of the gene ptpn3, whose product is annotated as protein tyrosine phosphatase non-receptor type 3. Bases 371 to 3004 code for a protein of 877 amino acids. Gene Ontology annotation, biological process: protein dephosphorylation. The record is from RefSeq and is a predicted model, not a curated record. Gene Ontology annotation, cellular component: cytoskeleton; cytoplasm; cytoplasmic side of plasma membrane. Gene Ontology annotation, molecular function: protein binding; protein tyrosine phosphatase activity. NCBI's taxonomy places the organism in Eukaryota, Metazoa, Chordata, Actinopteri, Lampriformes, Lampridae. The transcript has 27 exons.
GCGCGGCGAAGGGGCGGGGCCGCGCAUAAUCGCGCCGCGACCGGCGGGGAUGAGAAAACUUGUCCCGGAUAUUUACCUGAAACCAGGGCCCGCCGGAGGACGCGCCCCGUCCCGACCGCUCUCCGCACCGGAGCACGACCCCCGGGCCGCCAGGAGGAGAGUGGGGGGGGGGAGGAGAAGAAAAGGAAACUAAAUAAGAAACGCGCCGUCUCUGAAGCAGGACGACUGAGAACGCCUCUCGGACAAGUCAGCCCGGAGCCACUGAAUAGCUGACCUGACAACCGGGGCGAAAUACAUGUUCCUUGAUAGUGAUGAGCGGAUGGCGGGUUGUUUAUCUUGAGAGGGAGGCCGAGUUACCUUGGUAACAGACAUGCCAAAACCUGACCUACUCUGCCUAGUUCAGCUGCUGGACGGCACUAUCCACACUUUCAGAGUCAGUAAACAGGACGAAGGUGCGAUUCUGUUGGACCUCGUUUGUGACUAUCUGGGCCUCCUGGAGAGGCAACUGUUCAGUCUGCAGCUCCGAGAAUCCAGCACAUCCAUCUGCUCCAUCACAACCAACACACCCACUCCGAGGUGGUUGGAGCCCGAAAAACCAUUGAAGAAGCAGCUGAAAGGGCUCGUCUCUCCCUUCUAUCUGAAUUUAAGAGUACGGUUCUUCAUCUCGGACCCCAACUCCCUGCAACAUGAACAGACGAGGCACCUGUACUUCCUGCAGAUCAGGAGCGACAUCAGAGAGGGAAGGUUGAAGUGCCCGCUGAGUGCAGCUGUAGUAUUGGCCUCUUACACUGUUCAAUCGGAGCUGGGUGAUCGCUGUCCGUCUCAUCUCCCCGGCUACCUGUCCAAGUAUCACUUCCUCCCAGGGCAGGACGAUGACUUCCUCUCCAGGGUGGAGGAUCUGCACCUACAGCACAAGGGCCUGAAGCAGAGUGAGGCCGAGCUGUGUUUCCUGAACACGGCGCGGACGCUGGAGUUGUACGGCAUGGAGCUGCACGCUGCCAUGGACUCCAACCAUGGCCCGGCGUUGGUGGGUUUGGCCUCAAACGGCGUUGCAAUAUUCUGCAAUAUGAUUUGCUGCAGCUUCUUCCCUUGGGGGAACAUCAUCAAGAUCUCCUUCAAGAGGAAACGCUUUCUCAUCCAUCUCAAACGCAAACAUGGGGAGACUCAGGACUGCGAGGUGUGUCUGGCUCUGCCCUGCCCUAAGACCUGCAAGAACCUGUGGAGGUCCUGUGUCGAUCAUCACACCUUCUUCAGCUCCAACCGGACCACCAGGAGCCCCAAAAUGAACAACACCACAUUCCAGGCCUACAGCAAGUUAAUCACACAGCACCUUGGCCUGGGCAACAACAAAGAGAGUGGCCCGGUGUGUCGGCGUGUGGUGGGAGGCAUGGUCUGGAAUCCGGUCCCGAGGAGGUCCGUCACGCUGGAGAAUCUAGAGACCAAAAGUCUGCCUUCUAGAUCCCCCCCGAACACACCCAACUGGCGAAGUCCCAGGGUUCGCCAUGGCGUCCGUAAGCCCCGCCCAUCUUCAGUGGAGCUGACCAGUGAUUUGAAAGACAUGUCAGAGGGGGAGGACGUGUUUUACACUUACAGGACCUCGGUCAGCAGCAGCAGGGACAGCGAUGGAGACGCCUCCCCGCAUCGUCUCUCUGGCACAUAUAGCCAAGGGCAGGGGGAGAGGUUGUCGCAGGUUGAUGACAUCAGCACAGGAGAAGAGUAUGGUGAGCCCAGCUCACACUACUGGAGCAAGGGCACACCCGGGGAUGGCGACCUGCUGCUGAUACGCAUCGCCCCCGAUCACGAGGGCAAGUUUGGCUUCAAUGUUAAAGGCGGGGUGGACCAGAAGAUGCCUCUGGCCAUAUCCCACGUCAAACCUGACUCCCCGGCGGGGCGAUGUGAGCCCAAACUGCUGGAGGGAGACCUGGUGGUGCUGAUCAACGGUCGAGACAUUUCCGAACACACACACGACCAGGUUGUCAUGUUCAUACGAGCCAGCAGGGAGUCGCACUCCAGAGAACUCGCCUUGCUCAUUAGACGUAAAGGUUCUGGUCGUGUGGCACCCCUGCUGCAGUUUCCUCCCGCCCUCUCACUCGCUGGCCAAUCACAGGGGGACAAGCCCCAGUCACUUGGCCAAUCGGAGUGGGUCAGUACGCUGGAGGAAUCAAUGAGACAGCUCGAGAGGGGUAUCCAGUCCGGGACCCUUUGCUUCCACUUUGAGAACCUUUACAGGAGGAAACCUGGUCUAUCACUGGCCUGUGCUCAGCAGCCUGAGAACAUGGACAAGAACAGAUACAAGGAUGUGUUGCCUUAUGACGUCUCCAGAGUGAUUCUUCAGGACAGGGAGGACUACAUCAACGCCAGCCACAUUACAGUGGCGCCCCCUGUGUCUGCUGUGUGUUUACGUUACGUAGCGGCUCAGGGCCCUUUGCCACAGACCUGCAACCAGUUCUGGCAGUGCGUGUGGGAGCAGCAGGCACACACCAUCAUCAUGCUCACCACGCUGACAGAGAGGGGACGGACCAAGUGUCACCAGUACUGGCCGCACCCCCCGGAAGUGAGGGAUUACGGCUACCUGAGAGUGAGCUGUCACUCGGAGGAGUGCAACCUGGCCUACGUCACGCGGCGGUUCACCCUGAGGCACACACAGCGGGGCGAGGAGCGUGCAGUCACACAUCUUCAGUAUGUUGCAUGGCCGGAUCAUGGUGUGCCAGAUGACCCCUCUGACUUCCUGCAGUUUGUAAGCUCUGUCAAAGAGAGGAGAAGAGAGGAGCCAUUAAUGGUACACUGCAGCGCCGGGAUUGGACGCACCGGUGUUCUCAUCACCAUGGAAACGGCGCUGAUGCUGUUAGAGAAGGGUCAGCCUGUGUACCCGCUGGACAUCGUCCAAACACUGAGAGACCAGCGAGCCAUGAUGGUCCAGACCACGUGUCAGUUCCAGUUUGUGUGCGAAGCUCUACUGCGGGUCUACAAAGAGAAACAGGAGGGGUCCGCAGCGCCGCCAUAGCCCACCCCUCCUCACUGCCAGCUCGCCCCAGUGGGACCGGAGAAGGCUCCCUUAACAGUCCAGCCUCAUUCCACAGCUUGACCACUCCCAGAGAUCCGCUACAAUCACUCCUGCGGGACCAACGUAUCGACUGGAUAAUAAAAGUGCACAGAUCACCUCCGGUGCACGGCCCUCUGAUCUGCAUAGCCUAGAUUCGAUUGAAGAACGUGAAUCUCGUACCUCCACUGGCGGCUAACAGUACAGUAACCGCAUGUUAACUGAUUAGAAAACUGAUUUCAGCUGCUGCCUUUUGUCUGAGAGGCCGGCCGGGACUGAUGCCACACUGCCAAGAGUGCCUCUACUCCUCUAACACUAAGCUACAUAGCCCGCCGCGGAGCUUCUGUCCAGUCCUCAGGUACCCCUUCCCCUGCUGAUUCCCUUUGCAACCAUAUGGGGCCCCGCUUGUGGUUACUCAGCCAAUCACGUUACAGCGUUCGACCAAAUCUGGCAGAACGGAAGUGCUGAUUGGUUUCGUUAAGUGCAAGAUGGCUGAAGGGUUGCAAGAAAACCUGCGGGACAGGAGGUCGGGGAAAUACCGGCAAAGACCGGCGGACCGAGCGGAGCGACAAGAACAAGGCCAAGAUAGUUACCGUCUCUAUAGUUUACCCGCGUUUCUGUCUUGAGAUGGAAGCGUGUGCGAAGCCUUAGACGGCAGUAGCGGAUUAGGUCACUGCAGCAGCACACACAGCUCGCCAGAGGAGCACUGAACCGACCAUUGUACCAAUCACCCUUAAAUUAUUGAGACGCUAAAUAAACCGAAUGAUUUAUACU